Messenger RNA from Aaosphaeria arxii CBS 175.79, 1128 nucleotides. RefSeq lists its product as uncharacterized. Bases 421 to 726 code for a protein of 101 amino acids. Lineage: Eukaryota; Fungi; Ascomycota; Dothideomycetes; Pleosporales. The transcript has a single exon. The record is from RefSeq and is a predicted model, not a curated record.
AUCAUCACCAUCAUCACCACCAUCAUCACCACCACCACCAUCAAGCUAAUUGCUCAACUUUUUUUUUACUUACUUACUUACGGCUCGACUCGACUCGACUGUCAGCUACAAUCAUACACUCGACUACGGUAGCACAGGUGCCACGAUUCCUUGCUCUUACCGUUCACCAUCGUUGUACCCUUCCCUCAAAGCUGACAUUCUUGUUACUGUCCAAAUGACCAGUCUAGUCUAUCUUUCUUCCAGCCAUACUACGACUAUUAGUUCAGAUGUCUUUUUAGCCAUCUUCUCAUGGCUGCCUGAUGUACUCGAACUUACAUCUUUCUCGUCUGUAUUGACAGUCCACUAACAACUCCAACUAUCCGUGCCUCAUCCGUGCCUCCUACCUAUGCCCGUCUUCACAUAUUUCCAUACACACCAUACAUGAAACACUACAGAACACACGCAAUACAAACCCCAAAAGUCUACACAUUUCAAGCCCUUGUCGUGCACUGUCUGGCAUCGUCCUUUCUUCCGCUAUAUGCGCCAGUCAGCGCCACUACCGACACACCCCUCCCUCCCCUCAUCAUCUUACAACCGCAUUCAGCGAGCAUCCCAACACGGACACAGCAAUACCCUACACACCUUGCUCCUCAGAUCCCAAUCCCGUUCCCAAAAUCUCACAUCCUGCCGCUUGCCGCCGCUGUCUCUUCCCAUUGGAUCUUCGUCCAGCACCCGGCGCGCGCUUGAAGCGGUCGAGAGUGUUCUCCCCUUGCUAGCAAGCUCAUUCACUAACGACCGAGGCAGCUCCAGCCAAUUUCCUAUCCCUUGCUGUGUUAACCGCAAAAUCUCUCAGGCCCGUGGGGCCGGGGCUUCGCAAGAGCGAGAAUCCCCUUUUGCGUUUUCUGCUAUGCGCCCAAGACCUCAAUCGCCUCUCGCCAGGUACUUGCAUAUAAGACAUCACCUUUUACGCCCCGUACCGGCAUAAACUUGGUACGGAUCGGGAAUUUAUACUUUCAUCUUUCCCUCCAAUAAUUCCCACCAAUGGAUAUUCUAUCAUUCCUCACCGAUGAGGAAAACCAACUCUUAUGCCGAACAAGACAGAUAGAAUUCUGGCUAAUCUAUUGUGUAUUGAGGUAACAUGUUCUGGAC